AUGGAUAUCGUUCAGUCCUCGCGCGCUUACUUCGCCAUGCCCUCGCCCACCCCCGAGGAGAAGAUCACCCUCCAGGCCUCCAACACAGUCUACACCUACCACUGCCUAUGCAGCCACCUCCUGCUCGCAACCACCACACCUCUACCCGCGCUUCCCACACGGCAGAACUCGCAAGACAAGGCGCACAUCAUGCCUCUCCCGCCCGCGACCAAGGCGGCCUCGGCAUCGACCACGCACUACGGCCUGCUCCUCUCAACGCGCCAGGAGCGCACAGCAGAGAUUCUCACCAGCGACUCGGGCUUCGAGAAGCGCUAUCUGCAGCGGUGCGGGCGGUGCAACCUCGUCGUCGGCUACCAGCUGGACUGGGCUUCGUUCGGGGGCGAACGCACGGGCAGGCGCGACGACGUCGCGUUCCUGAUCCCCGGCGGCUUCAUGACGACCUCCGAGAUGAUCAACUACAAGAGGACCCAGGCCGCGAAUAGCAGUACCGGCACCGCGGCACCAGGCAUGUCAUCUGCGACGGCUGUGGCUGCGUAG
Molecule: messenger RNA, 537 nt
Organism: Didymella exigua CBS 183.55
Lineage: Eukaryota; Fungi; Ascomycota; Dothideomycetes; Pleosporales; Didymellaceae
Exons: 1
Coding region: 1-537 (178 amino acids)
Source: RefSeq, a predicted model, not a curated record